Molecule: messenger RNA, 1192 nt
Organism: Eimeria maxima
Lineage: Eukaryota; Apicomplexa; Conoidasida; Eucoccidiorida; Eimeriidae
Product: Splicing factor U2AF 65 kDa subunit, related
Exons: 1
Cellular component (GO): commitment complex; U2AF complex; U2-type prespliceosome
Molecular function (GO): poly-pyrimidine tract binding; pre-mRNA 3'-splice site binding
Source: RefSeq, a predicted model, not a curated record
AUGCCCCGAGAGGGCGAGAGAGGUGGAGGAGGGGAUAUGGGGGGUUACGGGGGCCCCCCCCAUUCGAACGGGCGGCGUGGCUCAUCAUCCUGGCGAGGAGGGGGGGAUCGGGGAACGGGACCGGGUGGGGGUGGGGUUGCACCCCACGAGGCUGGGGAAGGUUAUGGAGGCGAAGAGGGGAGGUGGCCGCAGUGGCGCGGUCGAGAACACCACGGGGGUUACAGGGAGCAACACGGCGCGUAUAGAGGCGGUGGCGGUGGUGCACCAGAUAGGGAACGACGAGAAUGGAGUGGCCGUCCUGCAACAUUUUCACGAGGUGGUUAUGAAGGGGGCGGAGGGUAUCGCGACGAUGACCGUGGCCGGGAUAGGGAGCGGGAGCGAUACCGUCCACGGGAUCGGGAUCGGGAAGGCGGUGGUGGUGGGUACUAUCGCGACCAUUACCGGCGCGAACGUGGGGGAGGCGGAGGAGGUUCAUACGAUCGUCAGCGUUCUUUGUCAGCAGGUCGUCCAUCGUCAGCAGCAGCAGCGGGAGGAGAGGGGGAGUCUAGAAGGACCAAGAAGCGAUUGAACAGGGAUAUUAGCACAUCGAGGGAGCGAUCGAGGAGUCGGGAGCGGCGUCGUCGCCGGCAGCAGGCGGAGUGUAUCCGUCGAGCAGGAGGGUUUCAGAAGUUGGCGGAUAGUGAAGGCCAUGAACCGAUCCGCCUCUUCUGGGAUGGUUUCCAGUGGGUAGCGAAGGCGGCGGGGGCCUUGGGGCCGCAGCAGCUUGAUGCUGCAGCAAUGAACAGCACGAGGAAGCUGCGACGGCUGUACUUCGGGAACUUGCCACUGCAUGCAGGCCUGACGGAACAGAUGUUCCAGGAAAUGGUGUGGGAGGAGAUGAAGCUGCGGGGCUUCUGCUCAAACCCAAACGUGAAUCCCGUGCUGUACGUCUGGUUUGCAAAGGACAAAGGCAACUACGGCUUCGUGGAGUUCAGCUCCGUAGAAGAAACCGAGAGAGCACUAACCAUGGACGGCAUGCUGUGUCUUGGGGUGCCGCUCAAAGUUUCCCGACCCAACGAUUACACUACGACUUCUUCUGCGCAGACGCAUGCAAUGACCGUCAUGGGGCAGCAGGCCGCAGCAAUUCUCAUGGGAGGAGCGGCAGCCGCAGCGCCCCAACAGCCCCCACAACCCCCACCAGGGCCACCCCCGG